Molecule: messenger RNA, 923 nt
Organism: Branchiostoma belcheri (Belcher's lancelet)
Lineage: Eukaryota; Metazoa; Chordata; Leptocardii; Amphioxiformes; Branchiostomatidae
Product: U6 snRNA-associated Sm-like protein LSm8
Exons: 4
Coding region: 138-428 (96 amino acids)
Biological process (GO): mRNA splicing, via spliceosome
Cellular component (GO): precatalytic spliceosome; U6 snRNP; U4/U6 x U5 tri-snRNP complex
Molecular function (GO): RNA binding
Source: RefSeq, a predicted model, not a curated record
GAAGCAUGGUGGGAUAGGAGUAGCGACGCCACUGGAACGAAGAAAACUUGCAGACUUUUCCAACAUUCUGGACAAAUUCUACACCAACAAAGCCUUUCUUUGCUUCAGGGAGACGACAGAGAGAUUGAAGACUCCAGAUGGCAAAUGCUCUAGAGGACUACGUCAACAAAACUGUUUCAGUCAUCACUGCAGAUGGUCGAAUGAUAGUGGGGACACUGAAAGGGUUUGACCAGACGACAAACCUCAUCUUAGACGAGAGCCAUGAACGAGUCUUCAGCUCUGGGCAGGGUGUGGAGCAGGUGGUUCUGGGACUGUACAUUAUCAGGGGGGACAACAUAGCUGUGGUAGGAGAAAUAGACGAUGACAUUGACACCAGAUUAGACAUGGUAAACAUCAAGGCAGAACCACUCAACCCUGUGGUGCACUGACACUCUGGAUCCUGCACUGCAAAAGUCAAGCAGAUGUUGGAAGGAAAGAUCACAACAUAUUCCCACAGCCCAAUAUUUGUUGGGAUGCUUCCAUUGUACAGCAGGGCAGUCAGAAAAUCUUCCACACAACUUUUCUUUGGAUGUUAACUACACUACAUACAUGUAUAUGUACUCUUUAUACUGUUUUGCAUCAAGGACUCCUGGCAGCAGGUGGUCCAGUCCUAUUAGGUACUCGCUACAUCCUUUGUAUGAUGUACAUGUCAGAUAGUAUUGCAAAGUGUGAUGUGGGACUAUUGCAGUGCCCAUCUGUCCCAUCAUAGAAUGUGUCUGUGUGUAUACCUGAUUAAGACUUUGUAUGUGAGCCAUCCUCCUUAUCUUUAUAGUAGCAUUGUACAUAAAAGCCUACCUUUUCUUUUGAUUUAGCCCUCCUUGCUCCCAUCCAGUGGCAUUAUGCAUACAGUGGUAGCUGUCCUUUCAUGCAGGCUUGUGUCAAAA